Messenger RNA from Vitrella brassicaformis, 1797 nucleotides. The record is from the annotation of a GenBank genome assembly. Lineage: Eukaryota; Vitrellaceae.
CUGCUUUCUCAUUGAAACCGUGUGCGUGCAGUGUUGGAUCUGUGUACGACCGCCAGUCUCGGCGCAUCCCUGAGCUCAUGUUGGGAGCAGCCACUUCCGACAAGAGUUUGGUGCGGUGUUCGUACUGGUGGACGCAGACAGAUCUGAUCAGUUGACGCACAAUCAGACGAUUGAACCCUACGUGAGACGACUUGUGUGCAACAUGUACAGUAUACGCUGCCAUUGACAGCGCCUGGCGCCAAAACGGCUCGAGACGCCGCCCCCACGUGCCCCCAUGCAUGGUGCAAAGUGAAUCAUGCAGAGUGAAUCAGGUGCUGCCUUGCCGGUUGCGUCGGCCCCGGUUGCGCAGGCGUCGCCCGAGGCCCUGGAGCGUGGCUUCUGCCUCAACGAGGACCUCUCCAACGCCAUGGCCAACGUCGAAUUCAACAUCGCACUCAAGAAACAACCACCAGCAAAGAGGGUAGGUACUACCUACUGUGCCGCCGCCUUUUAUCUCCAUCCACAUACAUGAGACAGAUAGACAGACAGACAGACAGAUCUUGAGGCCGUCUCUUCUCCCUCUCUCUGUCUCAUGGCAGGUGGUGGUUUCCUACGUCAAGCAGCCGUCCAUGAUGGCCCUCAGCCGACGCCACUCGGCCCUCUCCACGCGUUCAUCCACUGCAGGCGGCCGCCGGCCUUCUCAGAGCCUUGACUCCGCCCUCUCGAGGCUGGGUUCGGGAGGAGGUGGGCUCGGGCGUCGGCGGUCGAUAGUGCCGUUUGAUGAGCUUGUGGAGAGUUAUGUGUCGAGGGAGCAGAGCUGGUUGGGCGGGAGGGCCAGGCGGGUACCCAAACAGCGGGCAUGGAGGUGAGUGAGUGGGACGUACGUGGGGGAGGAGGCGAAUGAGUGAGUGGAUGAAUGCGUGUCGGAUGUCUUGUGUCUCGUGCCUUAAUUACUGUAGGUAUGAGUUUGUGGGUCCUGUGCCGGCCUGCUGCUGGAAGGACACUCUCGAGCCGCCGCCGCAGGUGACCUGCAUGCACCAUACAGGCAUCACAAAACCUCUGCACUGCUGUCUCUGGUCCAUCCAUCUCUGCACGCAAUGCAGAAGACGAGGGGCUUCCGCUUCGCCCGUCCCCCGUCAGCGCCUCCAUCUCGCAAGACUGCUCAUCCUGCAUCACCACCCCAACACCAGCCACCGCCACAACCGAGACCGCGACAGGCCGCCCCUGAGAAGCCCCCUCCUGGCUUCCGUCCCACCACAGUGGAAGCGCCGCCUCUCUCAAGGCCUCAAACAGCGCCGGCGAAGCGUCAGAGGCCCAAGACGGCGACACCGACCAUGAUGGGGACCAAUAAAAGGCCUCUGAGUGUGCGAACACCGGCUCCAGGGAGUCCUGUGGCUGUUGGAGUGGUUUCCCCUCCCUCACAGCGGUCGAGGCCCCGCUCGGCCAAGCCCAUGACGUGUUCUGCUGGAAGGGAAGGUGUGUGGGUGUAUCAUGCGAAUCUGAGGGAGGCGGAGGUGACGACGCAGGAGGGGCCGAGGUCACAGAGAAGGUCAGAAAUAUGUGGAUACCAUAGGUGUGUGUCCUUGAGACAUCCUCAUGGAUUGAUUACAUUUGUCUGCGUGUGCGUGUGGCUGCAGGUAUAACAUUGGCGCCAGUUUGUUGGAGCAUCAGCAGCGGCAGAGGGGCUGGGGUGCGGGCACCUACCCGCCAUCACACAGGCCACUGGUGCCGGUGAUCGACCCCCUGCCGGACAGAUGUGUGCGUGCGGAUGGUGGAGGCGCAGAUGACCUGCUGCAUAUCCCUUUUGCUCUCUGAAUC